ACAUCCGUACACAAUAUAAAAACAAAUUGCUUGGAACACAAAGUAAGGAUUUUGUAAAUUAUUUGUUAAGAAAAGUUAAUAAUAAUUUCCAAAAAAUAAUUUACAACUUUCAAAACCUUCGUAAAAUUCACAAUCAUUGUGAAUUAUUGCGUUCUUUGCUUUAGCGUUUAAUUUUUUUUCAUUGCCGCAUUUUUCGCUUUUACCUGUUUGACAAAUCGGGUGUCACUUUUUACUUUCAAUGCAGCCAACUUAACGUCAAUAAUUUCUUUUCGUUCGGUGUGCGUACGUUUGAUGACUUAAGGCGGUCAAAACUUUCAGGAAAAGUGCAAAUUUUGUGUUUAAAUUAUGGCUAAAAAGAAAAGUGAGGAGUACGGAGCCGAUGGCAAUGAUGGAGACUAUGAAGAGGAGCCAAAUUUCGAUGAUCCAGAGGGCUAUGUUGACGACAUUCCCGAUGAGGAGCUGUUGGCCAACAUGUUGGCACAGCGCCCUUUAGAGACGGAUGGUGUUGAAAGCGUUGUUGUUGUGGACAACAUUCCAAAAGUAGAACCAUCCCGAUUGGAGAAAUUGAAAUCUGUUAUUCAGAAAUUGUUUUCACAUUGCGGUGAAAUCGUAAAUGUCGUCUUCCCGGUUGACGAGGAGGGUAAAACAAAGGGUUAUGCAUUUAUGGAAUACAAAAACGGAAGUAUGGCUGACGAGGCCGUUAAAACACUGAACAAUCAUCGCCUUGAUAAGAAUCAUACCUUCUCCGUUAAUUUGUUUACCGAUUUUCAGAAGUAUGAAAAUAUACCAGAAAAGUGGGAUCCACCAACACAACAACCCUUCAAAGUUCAGAACGAUUUAUACAAUUUCAUCAAUGAUCCGGAUGCUUAUGACCAAUACAGCGUAGCUGCUGAAACCGCACCUAACUCCGUACAAGUAUCGUUUUGGCAAAACACUCUACCUGAGCCCAAUGAAUUGGAGUCUCGUGAACGUUUCACAGAUACUUUUGUGAAAUGGUCGCCACUCGGUACAUAUGUGGUAACAUUCCACAAACCCGGUGUAGCCAUUUGGGGUGGUAGCAGCUUCCAAAAGAUUCAGAAAUUCCCGCAUUCAAACACACAGUUCGUAGAGUUUUCACCUUGUGAAAACUAUCUAGUUACCUACGGUCCAACAGCUACCGGCCAGAAGGUUAUUAUUUGGGAUAUUCGUACCGGCGUUGAAAAGCGUUCGUUUGUUGCUGAUGGCAUGUCCGUCUUAUCGAUGUUCCGCUGGUCGCAUGAUGAUAAAUACGUUGCACGUAUGGGCGAUAAUUCAAUUCACAUCUACGAAACACCCUCUUUUUACCUGCUCGACCUUAAGUCAAUUAAGAUACCUGGCAUACGCGGCUUCUCGUGGUCUCCGACUGACAAUGUAAUUGCUUACUGGGUAGAAGAACAAAAUCAAAUUCCUGCGCGUGUGACACUUAUGGAGAUUCCAAAGAAACGCGAAAUCCGUAACAAAAAUCUUUUCCACGUAGCCGACUGCAAAUUGCACUGGCAGAAAUCAGGUGACUACCUGUGCGUCAAAGUAGAUCGCUACUCGAAAUUGAAGAAGGAUAAGAAGGAGUUGGAUGUCAAAUUUCUCGGUAUGUUCUACAAUUUCGAAAUAUUCCACAUGCGCGAAAAGGAAGUCCCUGUAGAUUCCGUGGAAAUUCGAGAAUUAAUUCUUGCCUUCGCAUGGGAGCCUGUCGGCAAUAAGUUCUCUAUUAUACACGGUGAACAAAGCAAUGCGAAUGUAAGUUUCUACGAGAUGAACAAAGGUGUGAAACCUACACUUGUAAAGAAAUUGGAGAAGAAGUCGUGCACGCACUUGUUCUGGUCGCCACGCGGCCAAUUCAUUGUUAUGGCAAAUCUUUCUAUGGGCACUUUUGAAUUUGUUGACACAAACAAUGACUUCAUUAUCACUGCAUCGCCCGAUCAUUUCCGCGCAUCCGAAGUUGAAUGGGACCCAACCGGCCGUUAUGUUGUGACUGGUGUUUCAGCGUGGAAGGUAAAAGAAGAUACGGGUUUCAACAUGUAUACCUUCCAAGGACGUAUCAUAAGACGUACGAUUUUGAAAAAUUUCGUGCAAUUUUUAUGGCGUCCACGUCCGCCCACAUUGUUGCCGGAAGCACAACAGAAGGAAAUCAAGAAGAAUUUGAAGAAAUACUAUCCAACAUUCGAGCAGAAGGAUCGCUUACGUUUGACACGUGCAUCCAAAGAAUUGCUCGAGAAACGCUCACAAUUGCGUGAACAAUUCAUGGAGUACCGCAACAAGCGCAUUGCCGAAUGGAAGGAGCAAAAGAGCCGACGCCUACAGCUCAGAAAUCAUUUUGAUACUGAUAAUUUGGAUACAGAAGAAGUUGAUGAGAAAAUCGUUGAAUUUUUAGUCAAGGAAGAAGUAACUGUGCUCGAGUAGUCGAACAACAAUUGUACAGUUUUCCAUUAAAGCGUACGCCUUUGCUGACAGUGCGCGCACAAAGGCGUAGCUAUCAAUUUAUAACAACAACAACAAAAUACGACAAAAACUACUUUUACGUAUACAUAAAUAUAAACAUUGUAUUUAAGCUAAAAAUUAUAAAAUACAAUAUUUAUUCAAGAAAAUUGAUUGAUCAAACAAAAACAGGAGCAAAACAAGCCAACAAGAAGUUCACCAAAAAAGAGCCGAAAACACUAUAUGCUCUUGUAUUUUUUUUUUUUUUUUGUACUAUUUUUACUUAGAUUUCUUUCAAACGCAUUUGGCAUACCAACUCGAAACGUUUCACGCGUAACUGACGCAUAUGCAACUGUGUCUUUAUUAUUUUUAAAUAAAAUAUUCAAUACUAGACUCGUUCAAAAUUAAAA
This is a messenger RNA of Bactrocera oleae (olive fruit fly), 2840 nucleotides long. RefSeq names its product eukaryotic translation initiation factor 3 subunit b (gene eIF3b). Gene Ontology annotation, cellular component: eukaryotic translation initiation factor 3 complex. Gene Ontology annotation, molecular function: RNA binding; translation initiation factor activity; translation initiation factor binding. The record is from RefSeq and is a predicted model, not a curated record. Lineage: Eukaryota; Metazoa; Arthropoda; Insecta; Diptera; Tephritidae. Gene Ontology annotation, biological process: translational initiation.